ACUUCAGAUCAGCUGCAUCAGCCCGCCGUCCAGUGUCUGCCUGCCCGGCGUCGGCGCACGAAUCUGACCGCGGAUCAGCCCUUCCUCUGCAACUGUCGGCUGCAGGUCGCCAAGUCACAUCCACGGAGGAGCGAGCGAGGACGGACUGAGCCGGAGACGCUGCUGGAGCUGGAGCAGCGCUGUCUGAGAAGCGACGCAGAGUCACCGAAGAGCGGAGCCAGUUCGCCCGCAGAGGAGAGCCAGGUGUCCCCGUACGUCUUACGGGCUUCUGUCGCCUCGGCUCCGCGGAGCUUCCACGUUUGAACGGAGCUAGCGGAAUGUAAUGCUAACGGCUAGCUAACGUUAGCUGGCUAAUUAGCCCGUCGGACUGUGACCGGAUCAAAUUAGCUCCGACUCCGCUCACUUUUCCGGGGAAAAGACUGCGUUCAAUCCGCUUUGUUCGGCGGCUCCCCCGCGGCCGUUAUGCGCAGCUCCGACUAGCGGACACCAAGUUGGCUUUGGAUGAAUCGCUAGAGUCGGUUCGGAAUCGUCUUGCUGGAAAAGCCGAAUCAACGGUUCCGUCGGGAGAUUUGUGCGCAGCCCGAUGUUAAUGUCGACCGACGUCGCAGCGAUCAUGCUUCCCGUCAACCGGGGGAUCUUGGACCGGGAGAGGGAGCUGGACUCUGCCGCGGGACCUCACUCCGGCGCGGCCGGCGGUCCAGCUGCUGUCCGGGGGAUGAAGCGAGGGGACCCCGAGCCGGACGCUCAGACCGCCGCCGCCGCGCUGGCGGACCUGUCCGGGGCGGAGUGCAAGAGAGCGCGGAUAGACGGCUCCGUGGUGGGAGACAUCGGACAGAACAAUGAGCCGCUGAACCCUGGUUUCCAUGGUUACGCCGCUCACACGCAGGGUUCUCAGGAUUCCUCUGGAGCACCCGAUGGUCUGGUUGCCCCGCCCUUCUCAGCGUUUCCUCCUCCUCCCCCUCCCCAAAAUGGUUUACCCGGGGCAGAGUUUGGAGCGGCGGCCAUGUUUGGUGCAGGCCAAAGUGCGGCUGAGAUGGGGCCCGCGAAUGGCGUCGCUGCGGCCAACCCCAGCUCCGGCGGGAAGUCAGAGGAGGGGUCCCAGGGUGAAGCUGGGGUGCAGUGCAGCACAGGGAGGACAUCGGUGGGGUCCCCGGGCGACUCCUCAGAAGCAAAAGGGACACCCAAACGCCUCCAUGUGUCCAACAUCCCCUUCCGCUUCCGAGACCCCGACCUGAGGCAGAUGUUUGGGCAAUUUGGGAAAAUUCUGGACGUAGAGAUCAUUUUCAAUGAGCGCGGCUCCAAGGGUUUCGGCUUCGUGACGUUCGAGAACAGCGCAGAUGCUGAGAAAGCUCGGGAGAAGCUUCACGGCACGCUGGUGGAAGGUCGUAAGAUCGAGGUGAACAACGCCACAGCCAGAGUGAUGACCAACAAGAAGAUGGUGAGCCCGUAUCCAAACGGAGAGGCCCUCAGCGCGCUGCCCUACGCGGGCUGGAAGCUGAGUCCAAUGGUGGGGGCGGUGUACGGGCCUGAGAUCUACGCCGUUCCAGGGUUCCCCUACCCCUCGGCGGCGGCCGCCGCCACCACAGCAGCAGCCGCCGCAGCCUUCCGUGGCGCCCACCUACGAGGCCGAGGUCGGCCAGUCUACAGCGCUGUACGGGCGGCGGUGCCUCAGGCCGCCAUCCCUGCCUACCCUGGUGUGGUGUAUCAGGAUGGGUUUUACGGAGCGGCCGACUUGUAUGGCGGGUACCCUGCUGCUGCCGCCGCCGCUGCCGCAGCCUACCGCUAUACACAGCCAGCCGCCGUAACCGGAGCCACCGCGGCAGCUGCUGCCUACAGUGACAGCUACGGUCGAGUCUACACCACGGACCCGUAUCACGCUUUAACCCCAGCUGCUGCGGCGUACGGCGUCGGAGCCAUGGUGAGAAGACAACACUCAUAUACACACGACACGCACACACACACACACCUCUCUGACUCUCUGACCUCUCUCCCUCCGCAGGCCAGUCUGUACCGGGCCGGCUACAGCCGCUUCGCUCCGUACUAGAGCCUCUAACCGAGGGACCCCAGGCUCUGGUCUGGCAGGAGAACCACCCCCACAUCCUUCUGCUGGAGGACAGAAGUGACUCUCACAUCUCCUUUUUUAUUCACCCGGGUGAGGAUCUCCGCCACGACACGGAGGCAACAAACUGCCAAGAGACUCACGUACGGUCCACGCCAGAGCGUCCGCGACUUCAGGGCACAGCUCUGACCCCCGUGUGGUCUGACCCUCCCCCCCGCUGCGACCCCUCCGUUCACGACUCAGCUGCAUGUUCCAAACAUCGCUUCACCCCUCAAACCGGCCAGAACCCAGCCAGACCUCCAUCCCAGCUGACUUGGAGUCCAAACAUUUCAGUCCAAAAAUGACAAAGAAAAUCACUUUCUGCAACGGCUGCUUCUGUCAGCCUCAGGCAGCCUCACCUGAGAGCUUGGACCAAGGAUCUGCUGCUUCUUCCUCCAACAUUUCUGCUCUGAAACACUCGGUCUGAGGCUGAAGACUCAGGUCUGGUGGACCAGGAUGGCUGGCUCCUCCAUCUUCUUAACACUAAAGCCAGACUUCUCCAUCUUCUGCUGGGAGGGAGUCCCCUCUGCCCAACUUUGGUUCUGGGAGAACGAUAAUCUCACCUGUUUGUCGACAGGAAGAAGCUGUUUCAUUUUUUUAACUUCGUUAAGCAGCUCCGGCACUUUUGGAAUCCGUCACGUUUAUAUUGAGCGGGAAGAAAAAAGCCAAAUUAUCAAAUGGGAUGCUGAGUAAAGGGUGAAGCCGUUCGUCCCCCACUAGGGGGCGCCGCUGCUGCGACAGCUCCUCCGAGGGCCGACAAGUAUUCCGACGAGCGUUACCUCUUGUUUUGUUAUUAUCCUUAUGAGUAUUAUCAGAAGUGUUGCUAUGCAUGCGUUUGUGCGAGCGGUGGCUUGAUGAGUUUCUUUUUUAAAAUAUGUGCAUGUUUCAAAUCGAAGUGCUGGAGGGGGAGAGAGAGAGAGAGAGGGAGGGAGGCAGGGGUGAGGUUUAUAUUGCGGCGGGGGAAACGGAAGCUGGAGUCGAGUGUCGGAUGAAGCUCUCUAAAGAAGUCAGGUACACCACUUUCCCCUCCGCUGACGGUGGGUUUCUGCAGACCCUUUUGGACCUUUUCUACGGCGGGUCGGGCCGAAGGAGAACUCCGGCGCCGGGCUCCGCCGCGGCCCACUCGACUGCAGCUCUCAGCUUCGUCCUCGCGCGCUUUGCUCUGCAUCCUCGCUGCUCUGCCCAGGUGGAUCGUUGGUUCACGGAGGAUGUCGCCCGUCCCGCGACCUCUGACCCCCCCGGCGUAGCUCCAGUCGGACCAGUUUUUGUACAGGGACUGAGUAAGUGCAUGACGAUUCUGGUGGGUCACAUGCUCCAUUUAUCAAUUGAUAUUAUUUUCAGUACGUGUUUCCUCUCACCAAGUUUUUCUUUCACAACCUCGUGUCUGCUUCUGUUUACUCUCAUUAUUAUUGAAUGUAUAUAAUAAACUUUUGGUUUUUAUACUCGUCGAUUAGUGACAAUGUUUUUAUUCUAUCUGUGUUUCUGUGACUUUAUGUAAAUUAGGAUCUAAAAGCAGAAGUAUGGUCUGAUAAAAUG
Molecule: messenger RNA, 3634 nt
Organism: Synchiropus splendidus (mandarinfish)
Lineage: Eukaryota; Metazoa; Chordata; Actinopteri; Syngnathiformes; Callionymidae
Product: RNA binding protein fox-1 homolog 2-like
Exons: 12
Coding region: 584-2044 (486 amino acids)
Biological process (GO): nervous system development; regulation of alternative mRNA splicing, via spliceosome
Cellular component (GO): nucleus; cytoplasm
Molecular function (GO): mRNA binding
Source: RefSeq, a predicted model, not a curated record